Molecule: messenger RNA, 999 nt
Organism: Erigeron canadensis
Lineage: Eukaryota; Viridiplantae; Streptophyta; Magnoliopsida; Asterales; Asteraceae
Product: translocon-associated protein subunit alpha
Exons: 8
Coding region: 45-839 (264 amino acids)
Cellular component (GO): endoplasmic reticulum membrane; endoplasmic reticulum
Source: RefSeq, a predicted model, not a curated record
UAUAUAUCUCUCUUUGUCUCUCACUCAUCUUCUCCACCUAAACAAUGACUAAACUUAGGGUUUUCUCUGUCUUCGCCUUCCUUCUACUUCUCCUCUUUUCUUCUUUAAUUCUUCAAGUUGCUAGAUGUGAGUCUGACCCGGAUUUAGAAGACGCUGAACUUGUCGCCGAGACUGUUGAGGAAGGAGGAGAUCUUGGGUUUGUCGGUGAUGAUGUUCAGGACUUUGGUGUUGGGAAUUAUAGUCCAGCUCCUGGUGUGGAAACAGUAUGUGUUUUUCCGAAGAAUACUGCAAAAGUGGUUUUGGCAGGGAAAGAGACUGAGAUUUUAGUUGGAAUGAAAAAUGAGGGGGAUCAGGAUGUGAAGGUGCUUGCUGUCCAAGCCAGUGUCCAUCUUCCUUUUGAUCAUCGUAUGUUGGUUCAGAAUCUCUCUGUACAGGCUUUUAACAAUGCAUCCGUUCCUCCUUCUGUUCAAGCAACUUUUCCUUAUAUAUUCGCUGUCAGCCAAUUCUUACAGGCUGGAACAUUUGAUCUUGUUGGAACUAUAGUUUAUGAAAUUGAUCAGUUGCCGUACCAAAACACAUUCUAUAAUGGUACUAUUGAAGUUAUCGAAGCUGGUGGGCUUGUUAGCGUCGAGACUGUGUUUCUAGUUUCUCUUGGAAUUUCUCUUCUUGUGUUUCUUGCAUUAUGGGUUCGUGGUCAAAUACAAAACCUUUCCAAGAAAACAAAGAGGGUGCCAAAGGUGGAAACUGGAACUCGGAACGUUGAUGCAUCUAUGGAUGAGUGGUUGGAGGGAACUGCUUACGCACAAUCGAAGGCCAGCAAAUCAAAGAAGAAGAAGUAGAGGUGAUAAACACCACUCGGACAACUAUACUUUGUUUAGUUACUGUUGUAGAAUGAGAAAGAAAAGAAAAACAUUUACAUAGUCUGCUUGAUGGUUUUGACAAGUUGAGUCUCGUUUCACUCCUUUAGGCUAUUUAUAAUAUAGAACACUCAUUUACGGU